AUUCAUUUAUGUUUUAAAUAGAUGUUCCCAGAAACACUUACAUCGCUUGGAGUGGAGGAAGCCAGGUGAAGGUGGGCUCUUCGUUCUCACUCACCUGUGUAGCCCAAGCCUAUCCUGCCCCCAGUGGCUACACCUGGUACUACAGUAGUGAAGGACAGUCACAAUGGACGGAACUCUCACAAACAGGCUGGACAAGGACACUAAGCUGGGAAAAAGUGGCCUUAGAAAACCAUGGGUGUUACAUGUGUAGUGUCACCAAUGACAUCGGCACAGGACAGCAAAGUAGCCAAUCAUGCAUUGAUGUUCUCUACGGCCCAUCUAAACCUGUGCUUUCUAUGGUGCAUAGUGCACAAGAGGGACACCGAGUUAACAUCAGCUGCACUGUGCGGAGUCUCCCAGCCUCGGGGCUAACUCUAUCAUGGACCCCCCGUCACUCCGUCACUCCUAUGUCUGGCUCUCCUUCGCUGCCCCAUUCUCACAAAGUUACGGGGUGCGUCCGACCAUCUGACAACGUCCUCUGGUGUACAUUCAACGCCACGUUGCUCCACGAUGGAGUUUACGCCUGCACAGCAGAGAACUCCGAGGGGGCGAACCACACAGAGCAGGAGCUGGAGAUCACAUACAGCCCUAAAGAUGUGUGGGCCUUGGUUCACCCUGAGACCGUCCUGAAUGAGAACACCCUGCUGUCAUUCAUCUGCACGGCUCGUUCCAACCCUUGUGUGCCUACCUUCACCUGGGUCCAGACCAUUGGAGGAGAGACCAUGUUAAAUGCUCUCCAUUUGUAAAUGUUUUGUCUCACAGUGGACUGAUGGAGCUCAUAUUAUUUUGAGAUGUUUGUUUAGCAUUUCUGAUUUGGUCAAAAUGCUAUUAUUUCCACUAGUUUCUCAGGAAGACCCAGACAUCUCAGGGAUGGCUUCAGGAAUAUUCUGCAAAUGUCUUUGAGUGGCCCAGCCAGAUCCCAUACCCAACCCUGUUCAAACAUCUCUGUAAGGAACUGAAUGGAUGUGCAGUGAUGUUUCCCAUCGUAAAUAUAAUAUAUGUAUUUUUAAUAUGCAAAAAUCUGUAAAUAUGAAAAUUAUUAUAUUUGAAUUAACAAAAUUGCAGCUGUUGUGAAAUUCUAUGCUUUUUAGAUGGUCUCAGGAUAUUUUAGCCCAAAACCUGGUUGCCCGGCCUGCCAGGACAUUGAGACUUGACCAUGGAUGGAUCAUCCAACGUCUCCAGUGUUUUAAGUAUAUGCAAACAACAUAUUAGUGUACAAGAGUUGAAUAAUGUAAUUACAUUGAGUUUCCUGAGUGCCCUGUUAAAACAGAUGAAGACAGUAACAACAAAAAUGUUGCUUUUGAUAUUUUAUUUUUUACCCAGUUUAGAAGGCACAUUUAAACAAUUGCAGAUCACAUGAAGAAGAAUUCCGGAUGUCCCCUUGUGUCCUGAGAGGACAGGAUAUUGAUAGUUGAAUCUAAAAUUAAAUAGGCUAUUUGGCUUGUAAGAGAUUGUAAGUCCUCUUAGACCUGCUUCACUCUAGUCACAACCUAAGUGUUGCAGAAGUUUUUGUUUUAUUAUCCUGAACCAUGUUGACAUACAGUAGUGAUCAUUAUAAAUAAUGUUUAUUUCUAGAGCACUUUCAUUACAAUGCUAAUUAUUUUGCCAAGCUUACAAUCAAAAUUGUAGUAACUUUAAGUGUGUCCCAAUUGCAAUGUUAACCCUUAUGCAUACUGUAGACAAUAUAGGAGUAAAGUUUUAUUCAAUUCAUAAAGUGCUUUUCAUGACAACACAUUUAUAAUUUUGUAAUUUUUAACCCGGACUCAAAAAGAUCCUUGCAGCAGAUAAAAA
Messenger RNA from Esox lucius (northern pike), 1830 nucleotides. Its product is annotated as vascular cell adhesion protein 1-like. The transcript is spliced from 3 exons. Lineage: Eukaryota; Metazoa; Chordata; Actinopteri; Esociformes; Esocidae. The record is from RefSeq and is a predicted model, not a curated record. Bases 243 to 785 code for a protein of 180 amino acids.